GUAACCGGAAGUGAUGUGUGACAAGCACCUUGUGCCCAUUGUAAGGACGAAUUUCAUUGGACAAUAACGAUGAGUAGCUACGGCCAACUGGAUGUGUUUACAUCGCCAUUGCAGUAGUCGGUGCACUUGGAUACUCGAUAUUUUGCCGAUGAAAAAAGGCUGAAGUGUAAUAAUUGAAAGCAAAGAAAUAUUAGGUGUAUUCAAGGCUUAAUGCUAUGCAUUUAACGUAAAAGGCUGGGUGUAUGGUGAAAUCAGACAUGACCUGCGCCACAGAAGUUGUAGGCAGCUGGUUUCCAACUGGUUACUAUGGGCAUUUCCGGAGUAAGACAAGAAAUGAUUUUGUAUGUGAAUACAGACAGGUAGCAAAGCCACAGCCUCCAAAAAAGUUCUUCAAUAGGUCAAAGCAACCUACAGCGAAACAUGUGUUUUCUAACCACGACAACAGAGAAUCUUUCCUAAAUGAUGCCCUGUACUUUGAACAAGGUUUAGGACGUAAGAGGGCACCAAACAGGGCAUAUAGCUUCAAGCAGGACUUUAUAACAUGGAUGCCAGAAAGGGAAUAUGUUCAGCGAACGAUGCGGCCUUUGGUGUCAACGUACAAAAUGGACUUCAAAACUGGAAAAAAUGUACCUCAAAUCUAUGUGAAGAAACCCCCGUCCUCUUUUGAAGGGGUAACAACAUCAUACAGAUAUGCACACGGUAGUGAGACGGCCGACCCAAACAAAAAAAUGAUCAACUGUAUGAACAAUGAGGCCCUUAAACUUAGUUUGUUAAAUAGGAAAAAUCGUGCCAUGUCUGCAAGAGGUACAGUUCGUGAAACCGUGGCCUCCUGCAUGAACUGGUACAACCCAGCAAGAGAUCGACCGAAAACCGCGUUUCAAAAUGAAUCCAUGUCGGCAGCAACUCAGACGACAAUGUUACAACCCCACCCUCCCUCUGAACCAGCCCCUCACAGGGUAGAAACAGCCCCACCGGCAGCACCAGAAAGGCAGGAAACAAUGGCACCGUCUAGAGAGGCCACCAUGGUUCUACCAGAGCCUGUUAACCGACAACCUCAACCGACUAUUGCAUGGGCACCACCACAGCCAGCCGCUGUAGAAGUGGCGUGUGCGUAAAACAACUGAUUAGGGCUGUAUAGUAGACUGCACACUUACACUAAGAGCAGUCCCUGUAAAUGUUUAUUGGACAGAAUGAAUGUUGUUUUUAUCUAAUCAGAUGUUAAGUGUGGUAGCUUAUGUCUGUACUAUACCAAAGAAAGAUACCAAAGUACGCUG
Molecule: messenger RNA, 1274 nt
Organism: Saccostrea echinata
Lineage: Eukaryota; Metazoa; Mollusca; Bivalvia; Ostreida; Ostreidae
Exons: 5
Coding region: 243-1115 (290 amino acids)
Source: RefSeq, a predicted model, not a curated record